AUGAGCCCAGUCCGCCUCCGUGCCUUCCUCUGCCCGGACGUCCGCGCCGCGCCGCGCCGCGCCGCGCCCCAGGGGCUGGCUCUCCGCGUGCCUGGAGCCUGUCUUGCAGACUGCCCGCCUCCUGCUCCCACGGAGAAGACGCUCACGCUCACGCUCACGCUCACUACUGGCGGGGACCGGCAACGGAGGCGGCCGGCGCCGCUGGGGAAGCCCUCUCCGCCCGCCGGCCCCACGCAGUCCCCCCGGCCCGCUGGCAGCACCCGCAAAACGCUGCGCGCCGGCCGCCCUCGCACCCGCACGCCGCCUCGGGCCACGUGCCCAGCGCCCAGCGGGCCGGCACGCCGGCCCCCACCGCCAGCGCCCGGCGGGCCUGGCCAGGAGGGCCCCGGAGCGGCGCAAAAGGUCGACCGGCUGCGUUGGCCGGGAAUCGAACCCGGGUCAACUGCUUGGAAGGCAGCUAUGCUCACCACUAUACCACCAACGCUGCACGGCCCGGGCCGGCCCGACGCGGCCGGCCCAGGGUGCGCUCCGUCGCCUUCUCUCGCCUUGGCGCUCUCUCGUCGUCGCCGCCGCCGCCGCCGCCGCCGCCGCCGCCCGGCGCAGCCCUGCCCCGACGUCCCGCCCGGCCGCAGCUCUGCCCGGCCACCACGGGCUCCGGCCACCACGGGCUCCGGCCACCACGGGCUCCGGCCGCCCGGCGCCCCAGCCUCGCCCCUCCGACUCAGCUGCGCCGGCCGGUCGCCGGGCACGCCCGCCCACCUGCCCGCCCUGCGCCCCGCGCCCGGCGCCCGGCACCCACCGCCGCCCGCCUCUGGAGGGCGCUCUGGCCGCCUGGCCGCUCUCGGGCCCUCGGAGGCCGGCUGGGGGGCCCCCGCCACGUCCCCGGCCCGGCGUCUUCCGCGUCCUCCGCGGCCCGCAGCUAGCGGCCCGGCCCGGCCCGGCCCGGCGCGGGAAGGAGCAGAGGGGGCGGGCGCCAGGCCACACCACCUCCCGCAUCCAGACGGGACCGGACCCAUCUGCCUCCCACCCGAGCGACACCCACGGCGGCUGCGCGGCUGGGCGGCACGUCGCCCAGGAGCUCGCUGUGGCUGCCGCCGGGACCACACGAGGCCCCGGCUGCGCGGUGGCGACCCAGCGUCCGGCCUCGAGCCACGCAAAGGGCUGGGGCCGGUGGACCGUGGGCAGGCCGGGCACGCGCCGCCGGCCGGACGACGGACGGCCGAGAAGAAGCGCCCCUGCCCCUCGGGAGCAAGAGGCGGCACCCAGAGCUGCGCAGGCCACCAAAAAGGGCGUCUUGCCUCCCCGUCGGGGAAUCGAACCCCGGUCUCCCGCGUGACAGGCGGGGAUACUCACCACUAUACUAACGAGGACGGCGGCGGCCGGCCACCCGGGCGCCCGACCCCUCUCCGGCUGCCUCCCCACGCCUGCCCCUGCCUGCCCUCGACGCCCUGCCCUGCACGGGCGCCCGGCACGGGCCACGCCCCACCCGACCCCAGCCCCGCUUCGGCCCCCUCUCCCGCACGGCAGCCCCCGGCCCCGACUCGGAGUCCGCCGGGACCCGGGCCCACACACGGACCCGGACGGCGCUCAGUACUCCCAACGAGCGGUGCCUCUCUCUCGUCUGCCAGGCGGGCAUCGCGCCGGGAGAAAAGGCCCCAGACGGCAAGCGGGGCUGCGAGGGCGAGGAAGGCGGGGUGGGGAGCAGGGCAAGGGGCGCCGACGCUGGACGGGGCCUGCAGGGAGCUGGGGGUGGGGGUGCGACAGCGACGGGAGCCGCGCUGGCGGCGGCGGCGGCGGCGGCGGCGAGGCGGCUGGCCGUGCUCCUCCGGGGCCGCCGCGCGUGUCUCGCCCCUUGCGCACCCACACAGCCGCCAGCCGGGCGCCAUGACGGCCAAGGACACCAGCGUUAGCGCCGCGUCCCAGCCAGGCCAGCGGCGACGCGCCCACACCCGCCACUGCCCGCCUCCUGCUCCCACGGAGAAGACGCUCACGCUCACGCUCACGCUCACUACUGGCGGGGACCGGCAACGGAGGCGGCCGGCGCCGCUGGGGAAGCCCUCUGUGGGCCACGUCCACCACCAGGGAGCGACAGGCUGCGCGCCUGGCCUGCACCCCCUGGACCCAGCGCCUCCCUCCAUUCCACCCACGCGGCUCCGCUUGGGCCCCGAGGCCCCUGCCUCUGCACGUCCAGCCGCCCGCCGGCCCCACGCAGUCCCCCCGGCCCGCUGGCAGCACCCGCAAAACGCUGCGCGCCGGCCGCCCUCGCACCCGCACGCCGCCUCGGGCCACGUGCCCAGCGCCCAGCGGGCCGGCACGCCGUCCCCCACCGCCAGCGCCCGGCGGGCCUGGCCAGGAGGGCCCCGGAGCGGCGCAAAAGGUCGGCCGGCUGCGUUGGCCGGGAAUCGAACCCGGGUCAACUGCUUGGAAGGCAGCUAUGCUCACCACUAUACCACCAACGCUGCACGGCCCGGGCCGGCCCGACGCGGCCGGCCCAGGGUGCGCUCCGUCGCCUUCUCUCGCCUUGGCGCUCUCUCGUCGUCGCCGCCGCCGCCGCCGCCGCCGCCGCCGCCGCCCGGCGCAGCCCUGCCCCGACGUCCCGCCCGGCCGCAGCUCUGCCCGGCCACCACGGGCUCCGGCCACCACGGGCUCCGGCCACCACGGGCUCCGGCCGCCCGGCGCCCCAGCCUCGCCCCUCCGACUCAGCUGCGCCGGCCGGUCGCCGGCACGCCCGCCCGCCCACCUGCCCGCCCUGCGCCCCGCGCCCGGCGCCCGGCGCCCCGGCGCCCACCGCCGCCCGCCUCUGGAGGGCGCUCUGGCCGCCUGGCCGCUCUCGGGCCCUCGGAGGCCGGCUGGGGGGCCCCGCCACGUCCCCGGCCUGGCGUCUUCCGCGUCCUCCGCGGCCCGCAGCUAGCGGCCCGGCCCGGCCCGGCCCGGCGCGGGAAGGAGCACAGGGGGCGGGCGCCAGGCCACACCACCUCCCGCAUCCAGACGGGACCGGACCCAUCUGCCUCCCACCCGAGCGACACCCACGGCGGCUGCGCGGCUGGGCGGCACGUCGCCCAGGAGCUCGCUGUGGCUGCCGCCGGGACCACACGAGGCCCCGGCUGCGCGGUGGCGACCCAGCGUCCGGCCUCGAGCCACGCAAAGGGCUGGGGCCGGUGGACCGUGGGCAGGCCGGGCACGCGCCGCCGGCCGGACGACGGACGGCCGAGAAGAAGCGCCCCUGCCCCUCGGGAGCAAGAGGCGGCACCCAGAGCUGCGCAGGCCACCAAAAAGGGCGUCUUGCCUCCCCGCGCCCGGCACGGGCCACGCCCCACCCGACCCCAGCCCCGCUUCGGCCCCCUCUCCCGCACGGCAGCCCCCGGCCCCGACUCGGAGUCCGCCGGGACCCGGGCCCACACACGGACCCGGACGGCGCUCAGUACUCCCAACGAGCGCUGCCUCUCUCUCGUCUGCCAGGCGGGCAUCGCGCCGGGAGAAAAGGCCCCAGACGGCAAGCGGGGCUGCGAGGGCGAGGAAGGCGGGGUGGGGAGCAGGGCAAGGGGCGCCGACGCUGGACGGGGCCUGCAGGGAGCUGGGGGUGGGGGUGCGACAGCGACGGGAGCCGCGCUGGCGGCGGCGGCGGCGGCGGCGGCGAGGCGGCUGGCCGUGCUCCUCCGGGGCCGCCGCGCGUGUCUCGCCCCUUGCGCACCCACACAGCCGCCAGCCGGGCGCCAUGACGGCCAAGGACACCAGCGUUAG
Leopardus geoffroyi (Geoffroy's cat) is the source of this 3741-nucleotide messenger RNA. Its product is annotated as collagen alpha-1(I) chain-like. The transcript is spliced from 5 exons. Bases 1 to 3741 code for a protein of 1246 amino acids. The record is from RefSeq and is a predicted model, not a curated record. Lineage: Eukaryota; Metazoa; Chordata; Mammalia; Carnivora; Felidae.